UCUGAGAGUCAGGAGCCGACAUGCCCUGCCGGCCGUCAGCCAAAUCCAACAGCCGGGAUGCGAAAUCUGUGAGUUGGCUUCGGAAUGCCGUGUGCGGCCGCAAUUUUAGAUCAGGAUGGAAAACAAGAUCGCGCCGCGCCGCGUUGCCCAAACCCCCGCAACCCUCGUUUUCUCGCGCUACCCUUUCUCCCGCCCACCCGUUACAAGGAAUUCUCGCUCUCGAUCCGAUUCGUCUCCUCCUCUGAUCUCUCCUCCGCUUCUGAUGGGCUAACUUUGAAGCCGAUCAAUCGACCGAAAGUCGAAGAUUUCUCGUUCUCGCGGCGUUGGGUUCUUUCUUGAGAGAAGUGGAUUAGGGUUUGGCUCUUGGAUUCGAAGAGCAUCGACAAUGCCUUCGGUGCUCGGGGAAUUCUUGCAGAGGCGAGCGGGCGCGGCUCCGGUACCCUCUCAGAUCUCGUACCAUAGCGGUUCUAGUAGUUGUUCCCAUCGUCUGAAACAGUUGGAGAAGUGGAAUCGUCGUGGUAAUCUCAGCUAACAUUAGGCCCCCAAGGGUAGAUAUUACCCUCGUUCUUUGGGAUUUCUCCUCUCUUUCUUCUUCGUCUUCUUGUUCUUCUUCUCCUUCUUCGUCGCCGUUUCAGCGUUUGAGGCAUUUCGCCUUAUUCUUGGAUCUGAAUCUGAGCGUGCUUGGGGAACGUCGGAAUUGUUUCCUUCGGGCUUCGGUGCAGGUUUUGAGUUAUUUGCUCUUAUUGGUGGAGAUUACAGAGUUUUCCGUCGAGGUUGCUAAAUUGGUUGUUUUUUGAAGCUGCAAUACAUGUAACUUUAGAACAAGAAUUUGAAAAGAAGAUCUUGCAUUUGCUGGACACCCUAACACUGAGGCAUGCAUUAAUUUGCUGGACACCCUAACACUGAGGCAUGCAUUAACUAGGGUUCCUGCGAUGUGCUCGGUUAUCUCAGGUGGCCUCUGGAUGGGAAGUUCCAUGCCAAGUUCAACUUCUGAAGCUGUUGGCUUGAAUUCACGUUUCCACAGUCAUAACUAUAAGCAUGCAUGCAUGGAACAAGAUCAAUGUACUUAUGGCAUUAGGGAAAAGAUUAUGAAGGGAAUAUCUCUAGAGGAUCUUGACAUUCAUUGUGUAACUGAGAAUGAUAAUUUGAUCAUUCCAGAACUUGGAACUGCUCUUGAAGAAGUCCUGCAUAUUCAUGAUGAGUGCUUGAAUGAUAGUAAUCUCACUUUAAAUCAGCAUGAGAUCUGCAAUGACUCUGAGAUGCAGUCUUUCUCUGUCAAUACACAUAUGUUGAAUGGUUUGUGCAAAUGUGAAAUGAUGUCACGUUCAGAAAUGUUGCAAUUGCAUCCUUUAGACAUAGAUGUAGGAGAGAGAUUAUCAAGUCCGGUGGUGCAUAUCUGGAGUUCUUCUAAGCCUCCUGUUUCAAAGUUAGUGUCUGCCAUGAAAGGAAGCCGUUCCCACGAGGGGAUGCUCCCGAAAAUGAAGUUACGUGUGAAAUGGUCGCCAGAUGUCUAUGACCCACCACCUACAUCUGAAUCACACACAGUAAAGGGUCACCGCUACCGUCCUAAGGCCACAAAGAAGGAUUAUUACAAGCACAAGCAUGCCAAGGGCAAGUCUUCUCGAGGGAGUGGUGGUGACAGGAAACAUGCUUACAAGAGAAAUGCCAGCAAUCUAAUUGAUCCUCAAAACUUGGAGGUUGCAAUCACUUCAUGAGAGACCACUAUUAAAUGAUUGUGACCAGUCAAAGGUGGAGGUCCUGGACUAUGCAGUUAGGACCCAAGAAUUGAAGUGUGGAAGCAGCUUCUACAUCGAGUCAAUUGCUCCAGUGCAUCUUUAAGUUUCCAAAGCCUCAUGAGUGGAAACUUUAUUCUGUGAAGCAAUGGUUUUCUUUGCUUAUGAAUUAGAUCAAAACUGCCAGGGUGCAGAACAGUUUUGUGAUCCAUCUUUGUUGAAACUCCAGAACUGGGAUUCUCUUUUUGUUGGUUGGUGAUGUUCACCAUUAUCAACGAUGCUUUUGUUUCCUCGUCCUUUCAGUAUAACUGAAGUGAUUUAGUUAUUCAAAUAGUGUUGUUUGAGUAGUUCAUGCCGAUUGGAAUCA
Messenger RNA from Phoenix dactylifera (date palm), 2100 nucleotides. The record is from RefSeq and is a predicted model, not a curated record. Lineage: Eukaryota; Viridiplantae; Streptophyta; Magnoliopsida; Arecales; Arecaceae.